CAAAAAUACAUGAUGAUAAUAUAAACGACGAGCCAAAGCAUCAUCAUAAUAAACCCUUAACGUUUUCCAACGCAACAUGUUGUGAUAUCACCAACGCCGGAUUCACGACGAUUCCCUUUACUCUCUCUCUACUCUCUCUCUAACCUUAUAAUCCCAACUUUUCUGUUCCAGAUUUUAACCUUCUUACUCUCUCUCAUCACUCAUCUUCUCUCUCUAGAACAACCAACCGAACAGCUGAUAGAUUCACUGCAUAAUGCUUCAAAAUCACACAAACUGAACGGAUUCAACACACAUUCAUCAUCAAAUCAUGCCGGAACAAUUAAUCUCAUCAUCGUUAUCAUCUCCAUCGUCAAUUGAAGAUAAUGACAACACAUUCGCCGCUAAAAAGAAAAAAUCCGACGAAGAAACCGCUGCUAAACCGCUAGUUUCCGUUCACCGGAGCAGAUCUCAGGCCGCCGGCAGCCGCCGUGUAGCUCCGGCGAUGGCUCUGGCGACGGUUACCGUCGGUUGUGUAUUAUCCUCUUCCGACGCUGAAACUGAAACCCUAGCUACAACAUCCGGCUCGGAAAUGAUAGAAAAACACCUCCAGAACGGAGAUCUGUACAUCGGAAGCUUUUCCGGCAACGUACCGCACGGAUCUGGAAGGUAUUUAUGGUCCGACGGUUGCAUGUAUGAAGGAGAGUGGAGAAAAGGUAAAGCGUCGGGAAAAGGUAGGUUUUCGUGGCCGUCAGGUGCGACGUAUGAAGGAGAAUUUAGGUCCGGUAGAAUGGAAGGUUCUGGAACGUUUACCGGCUCAGCCGGUGACACGUACCGUGGGGCGUGGUUAGGUGACCGGAAGCACGGGUACGGUGAGAAGCAUUUCAGUAACGGCGAUUAUUAUGAAGGAAUGUGGAAGCGGAAUUUACAUGACGGUAACGGACGUUAUGUGUGGAAGAAUGGGAAUGAGUAUGUUGGAGACUGGAGAAACGGCGUUAUGGACGGAAGAGGUGUUUUAAUUUGGGCGAAUGGAUGCCGUUAUGACGGGUGUUGGGAGAACGGUGUGUCGAAAGGGCAGGGGGUGUACACGUGGCCGGAUGGUGGUUGUUAUGUUGGAAUGUUUCAGCCUGAACAGAUUUUAAACGGAACUUUUUAUCCAGGUGGAAAAGAGGAGAAGUUAGGGUUUAGUCAUAAGGUUUUGGAUGAUGGUUUUGUGGCGGUUUCGACUGCGAGGAAACGGUCUUCGGUGGAUGGAUCGAGGGGGAGUUUGACGGAGAGGAGUUUUCCGAGGAUAUGUAUUUGGGAAUCUGAUGGUGAAGCUGGGGAUAUAACUUGUGAUAUAAUUGAUAAUGCUGAAGCUACAAUGUUGUAUAGGGAUUCCAUGGGGUUGGGUAGGCAUGAGAUUAGGCAGUUUAGGCGGAAUCCUUGUUGGUUAAUUGGCGGUGAAGAGAAGAAGCCCGGUCAGGUGAUAUCGAAGGGGCAUAAGAAUUAUGAGUUGAUGCUUAAUCUCCAGUUGGGAAUCAGGCAUUCUGUUGGGAAACAUUCUUCGAUAACAAGGGAUGUAAAGACGACCGAUUUUGAUCCAAAAGAGAAGUUUUGGACUCGGUUUCCGCCAGAAGGAUCAAAGCUUACACCACCGCAUCAAUCUGGAGAAUUUCGCUGGAAAGAUUAUUGCCCGAAUGUAUUUAGACGUUUGAGGGAGUUGUUCCAAGUGGAUCCUGCGGAUUAUAUGUUAGCGAUUUGUGGGAACGAUGCUCUUCGUGAGCUUUCGUCACCUGGGAAAAGUGGGAGCUUCUUUUAUUUAACGCAGGAUGAUCGGUUUAUGAUCAAAACUGUGAAAAAAUCAGAAGUCAAGGUUCUAAUCAAAAUGUUGCCAAGUUAUUACCAACAUGUUUGCCGUUAUGAGAAUUCGCUUGUCACAAAGUUUUUCGGUGUCCAUUGUGUCAAACCCGUUGGUGGCAUCAAGACUCGGUUUAUCGUGAUGGGUAAUCUAUUUUGCUCUGAGUAUCGAAUCCAUAGAAGAUUUGAUCUUAAAGGAUCAUCACAUGGGCGUACGACUGAUAAACCUGAGGAAGAAAUUGAUGAAACCACCACACUCAAAGAUCUUGACCUCAACUAUGUGUUUCGUCUUCAAGAAAAUUGGUUCAAAGAACUAAUCAAACAAAUAAACAGAGAUUGUGAGUUUUUAGAGGCCGAGAGAAUAAUGGAUUAUAGUCUUCUAGUUGGCAUGCACUUUCGUCAUGAUAAUACCGGUGACAAAAUGGGUUUAUCACCAUUUUUGUUGAGAAAUGGAAAGAGUGAUUCAUACCAAAAUGAAAAGUUCAUGCGUGGAUGUCGGUUUCUUGAAGCUGAGUUACAAGACAUGGAUCGUGUGUUGUCUGGCCGGAAACCGUUGAUCAGGCUGGGAGCAAACAUGCCAGCUAGAGCUGAGAGGAUGGGUAGGAGAAGUGAUUUUGACCAAUAUACCCCUGGUGGAUUCAACAAUUUGACACCUUCAAGAACCGGUGAAACAUACGAGGUAGUACUGUACUUUGGAAUCAUCGACAUUUUACAAGAUUAUGAUAUUAGCAAGAAACUUGAACAUGCAUACAAAUCCUUACAAGCGGACCCAACAUCCAUCUCGGCUGUGGAUCCAAAGCUUUAUUCCAAACGGUUUCGUGAUUUCAUAGGCAGAAUCUUUGUAGAAGACAAAUGACUGUUUGAUUGAUAACAGAUUCAAUCAAACCAUUUGUUCGCGUUGACUUUUACAAAGUCAGCAGGCUCGGAACAGCGAAUAUAUUGGUUCGGGUUGUCGGGUUGUUUGUGUACAUGUUGGGUGAGGGAGAAUUGGAUUAAUUAUGUGUUAUUUUCUUUAAUUAUUUUCCUUGAAAUUUUUGUGGGUAGCAAGGAAUAUGUGAAGAAAUUAAAAAGAAAAAAAAGAGGUUAUAGGGUGUUUGGGAAUAAGAGAAAAUGUACAGGGGUGUUACUUGUUAUAGAGUGAAACCAGACCAUGGUGGAUAUUUUGUGGUACUUUUGACAGUUUAUAUAUUGGAAGGACCAUUUUUGUAAAUUGUUAA
Molecule: messenger RNA, 3032 nt
Organism: Helianthus annuus (common sunflower)
Lineage: Eukaryota; Viridiplantae; Streptophyta; Magnoliopsida; Asterales; Asteraceae
Product: phosphatidylinositol 4-phosphate 5-kinase 1
Exons: 8
Coding region: 308-2671 (787 amino acids)
Biological process (GO): phosphatidylinositol metabolic process
Molecular function (GO): 1-phosphatidylinositol-4-phosphate 5-kinase activity; ATP binding
Source: RefSeq, a predicted model, not a curated record